AUGACGCAAAGCCCAUAUCAUGACAAUUUCAUCACCCAACCCGAAGAUACUGCAACGUGGGAAAACAACUCACAGUACGCUCUAACACCUGGAUAUUCCGGUAGUCCUAAUGCAACACAGCUCAACUACAGUCCCUCCCCCUCUGCUGUGCUAGAAGAUCACCCACGAUCAGAUAUUCUUAGGCUGCUAAAGUUGUCUGAAUGGGAAGAAAGAAGAGUAUACAAGAAGGACCCGCCGACCUGUAUACACUACCGUAUAGAGUGGCGUGUUACAGUCAACAAUCGAGAGGUGUCAAAGGACACGAAGGAAGAUCUUGUUUUGGCUCCUAGUGCCUUCUGGCAGCUGUGCUUGGAGAAGAAAUUAGAGAAAGUUCUUCGACGAAAAAUUGCCCGUCAUCGUCAGGUCAAACCUGAUGACACUGCGAUUGUCGUUUCAGUGAACGACCGAACCCAGCGCAAUUUGACUAAACGAUUUGAUGAUACCGACAUCACUUGGACCGCCAUCGAGAACCAGCUCCGAAUGUGGGCAGGCCUAUUCUCCCGGGGUAAAGAGCUCACGCUGAAGAUCAGUUUCAAUUACGUAGAUGAUCGUCACUCUCCUCCAGCCGCUGGUCGGAAUGGGGAGAAAAGAGGAAAAGCCUCUGAUGCUUCUGGAGAAAGACCUGUCUGGCGCAGCGUCUAUAAUGUGAUGCGGUGCGGAUCCUCGACUUGCCCAUUAGGCCCAUAUUGUUGGGUGGAUCCAAUGGGGAAAAAGCAUUACCAACUGAAGACUCAUCAUCUCAAGCGGCUCGUUACCCACGUCGAAAAAGGUGGGGUGUUAGACGGGCACAAGGAUGUGCCAGAAACAGUAUGCGAAGAAUUAUAUAUGGAAGAGCAACAAAGACAGGGAAAGAACAAUCGCAAAGGAGGACAUGUGACAGGAAAUGGAGCACCAUAUCCUGCUAUCAACAUCAAUGUCCUGCCCUCGCAGUCUUCUACCUCUGCGGCUGCACAGGUUUCUGCUGACUUCCAGUCCAUGCAAUCUCUAGGCCCGCUUGAGAUCCCUGGACCUAGGGAUGAAGCAGUCAAGGAGUAUGGUGAAUGGCAAGUGUCAAAUGUCACUAAUGACACUCUCAAGGCUGCAUUCCGAGAGAUCUGUCACUUGAUGAUCGACAAUGGUCUUGAUCUUGAGCAGGUCUACAAGGAUCAAGACCCGGAAUUCUUUAUCGGAAAGGGCAUAAAGAUAGGUAUUGCUCGACGGUUCGUAGAAGACAUACGGCGCUGGGUCGAGAACGUGAAGAAAGCAAUCCCUAUUUAUGAGAAAUGUAGCAACUACCCAAUUUGUCGUUGGCGUACAUGGUGUUUAGGAGGUUUAUUUUAA
Molecule: messenger RNA, 1359 nt
Organism: Penicillium salamii
Lineage: Eukaryota; Fungi; Ascomycota; Eurotiomycetes; Eurotiales; Aspergillaceae
Source: the annotation of a GenBank genome assembly